GUUUUAAAUCAUUCAAAUUGCGUCACCAGCACAAAGGCUUAUAAAGUAAAGGUAUGGGGCCACCAAAGAAAACUAAGAAGUAUGACUCAAAGGGUGGGAGUGAAAGAUCAGGGAAAAAGAAAAAAGUUGAGGAAGACAAUAUAACAAUUGACCUUGUUGAUGAUGACAAUGCUGAAAAUACCGGAGUUCCUGUGGCUGCUAUGCAAGAUGCUGAGAAGAAUGAUCAAGUACCAGAAGAUGAAUUUGGGGCCAAAGAUUACAGGAGUCAAAUGGAGUUGAAGCCAGAUAAUGCAAGUAGACCAUUGUGGGUGGCACCAAACGGACACAUUUUCCUAGAGGCAUUUUCACCUGUGUACAAGCAUGCACAUGACUUCCUUAUAGCAAUAGCUGAACCUGUGUGCAGACCCCAGCACAUACACGAGUACAAACUUACGGCGUACAGUUUAUAUGCCGCCGUGUCAGUGGGACUCCAGACCAAUGACAUCAUAGAAUACCUGCAGAGACUCAGCAAGUGUGCUGUACCAACUGGAAUUAUUGAGUUCAUACAACUUUGCACGCUAUCAUACGGCAAAGUUAAGUUAGUUCUUAAACAAAACAGGUUCCUGGUAGAGAGUAAGCAUGUAGAAGUGCUGCAGAAGCUGCUGAAGGACCCCGUGAUCCAGGAGUGCCGGCUGCGGCGGGACGGAGACGACGAGCUGCUCGCUUCAGCCCUGCCCACCAAACCGGCCACAUCUUCCAAACUAGGAGAGGAAAAACUAGCCACCAAUGGUGCUGUUCCUGAAGAUAUCAGCCAGUUCUACCAACAGAUAGACAAAGACGACGAAGAAGAUGAAUCCACCGACCUAACAGCCAACUCUGCAGUCGCCUUUGAAGUUGAUCCUAAUAAAAUAGAGGUAAUUCAAAAACGUUGCAUAGAGCUAGAGUACCCCCUACUGGCUGAAUACGACUUUAGGAACGACGCGGUCAACCCGGACAUCAAUAUAGAUCUUAAGCCGACGGCGGUGUUGCGACCCUAUCAAGAGAAAAGUCUUAGGAAAAUGUUUGGAAAUGGCCGAGCUAGGUCGGGCGUGAUAGUGUUGCCGUGCGGCGCGGGCAAGUCGCUGGUGGGCGUGACGGCGGUGUGCACGGUCCGCAAGCGCGCGCUCGUGCUCUGCAACUCCGGCGUCUCCGUCGAGCAGUGGAAGCAGCAGUUCAAGUGCUGGUCCACCGCAGAUGACAGCAUGAUAUGCAGGUUCACAUCAGAAGCGAAGGACAAACCGAUGGGCGCGGGCAUUCUGAUCACCACGUACUCCAUGAUCACUCACGGGCAGCGGCGGUCGUGGGAGGCGGAGCAGACUAUGAAGUGGCUCCAGGCGCAGGAGUGGGGGCUGCUGGUGUUGGACGAGGUCCACACCAUCCCCGCCAAGAUGUUCCGGCGCGUGCUCACUAUUGUACACUCGCACGCUAAGCUCGGUCUGACUGCGACGCUGCUGCGCGAGGACGACAAGAUCGCGGACCUGAACUUCCUGAUCGGUCCCAAGCUGUACGAGGCGAACUGGCUAGAGUUGCAGGCGGCCGGCUACAUCGCGCGCGUGCAGUGCGCCGAGGUCUGGUGCCCCAUGACGCCCGAGUUCUACAGAGAGUACCUCGUGCAGAAAAUAAACAAGAAGAUGAUGUUAUACGUGAUGAACCCGUCCAAGUUCCGCGCGUGCCAGUACCUGGUGCGGUACCACGAGCGGCGCGGCGACAAGACCAUCGUGUUCAGCGACAACGUCUUCGCGCUCCGACACUACGCCGUCAAGAUGAACAAGCCGUAUAUAUACGGGCCGACGUCGCAGAACGAGAGGAUACAGAUACUGCAGAACUUCAAGUUUAACCCCAAGGUGAACACGAUAUUCGUGAGCAAGGUGGCGGACACGAGCUUCGACCUGCCCGAGGCCAACGUCCUCAUACAGAUCUCCUCGCACGGCGGCUCGCGCCGACAGGAGGCGCAGAGAUUAGGUCGUAUACUGCGUGCGAAGAAGGGCGCUCUGGCGGAGGAGUACAACGCGUUCUUCUACACGCUCGUGUCUCAGGACACGCUGGAGAUGGCCUACAGCCGUAAACGGCAGCGGUUCCUCGUCAACCAGGGGUACAGCUACAAGGUGAUCACGGAACUGAAGGGCAUGGACCAGGAGCCGGACAUGAUGUACGGCACGCGCGAGGAGCAGGGCAUGCUGUUGCAGCAGGUGCUGGCGACGACAGAGAGCGAGUGCGAGGACGAGCGCGAGGGCGGUGUGGGGGGCGCGGGCGGGGCGGGAGCGGCGCGCCGCGCGGGCACCCUCGCCUCCCUCGCCGGCGCUGACGACGCGCUAUACCUCGAGCGACGCGCUGCCAACAAACACCCCCUGUUCAAGAAGUUCCGCUACUGAGCAAAACGGAAACGGAAGGGGGUGUGCCGGAGUGGGCGCUGGUGGAACUGCAGGGUCUCGUGCAGAUGAAGAACGAGGACGGUGGAGGCACCCUGGUAGGAGACCUGCACUUCUUCAACAGGAACAAACACCCCGU
Molecule: messenger RNA, 2526 nt
Organism: Aricia agestis (brown argus)
Lineage: Eukaryota; Metazoa; Arthropoda; Insecta; Lepidoptera; Lycaenidae
Gene: hay
Product: general transcription and DNA repair factor IIH helicase subunit XPB
Exons: 17
Coding region: 54-2390 (778 amino acids)
Biological process (GO): transcription initiation at RNA polymerase II promoter; nucleotide-excision repair
Cellular component (GO): transcription preinitiation complex; transcription factor TFIIH holo complex; nucleotide-excision repair factor 3 complex
Molecular function (GO): hydrolase activity; DNA binding; ATP binding
Source: RefSeq, a predicted model, not a curated record